This is a messenger RNA of Saccostrea echinata, 3142 nucleotides long. RefSeq lists its product as uncharacterized. NCBI's taxonomy places the organism in Eukaryota, Metazoa, Mollusca, Bivalvia, Ostreida, Ostreidae. The record is from RefSeq and is a predicted model, not a curated record. The transcript is spliced from 7 exons. Bases 76 to 1740 code for a protein of 554 amino acids.
UAUAGUGCAGUCUAUGGUCAAGGACUUCAAAUUUUCUGAGGCCUAGGAGUGUACCGAAUGUAAUCACAGUGUUCAAUGCUAUGGAUAAUGGCAGGAGGUAAAUCAGGCGUUGUGACACGCUGUCAAGCUGAACAAGACUUUUAUUUGAAUCCUCCAAUACCAUGGAAAAGGGCCCGAGUAAGCAGCCCAGCAAGGUUUAAAAAACGAUCACAUAUCCUGUAUCCUUUUUAUGUCACUUUCGAAUAUGGUGCAGCAGAACUGAACCUAUAUAAACGCAUUUCAUCGGAGCUGCAGUAUAUUUGGAGGAAAGAAUUUGAAGCACUAAAGGCAGUUCCUGAACCAAAAGAUGGCAUAUAUUUCAUCACUGAUGACAGAGAAAAUGUCAAGAAAUUAUGUCUUGAAUUCUUCCAAUUUUCAACCAAAACAACCCAUUGCAAGCAAUGCGAAGAGCAGUCCAUUGAUAAAGAAUCUGUUUUUGUGUGUUAUCUCGGAGAUUCGUUUUGGGAAGAUAAGAUAUCCUUUGAUUCUUUAAAUUCCUUGGUGAAGGACAUUGACAGAUCAUUGCUUUUUUUCAUAGUCGAUUCUCAUUUUGAUAUUGAAAAGAAAGUCAAGUUGGUCGUCAGGAAAGCCCAAUGUCAUGCAUCACAUGUCCUGAGAGUCAACGCUGAAAAAUCAAUAAUAUAUGAGAAAUGCUACUUCAAAUUAGAAAAGACAAUUGACAAUUCUUUAUCGCUUUUAAAAGCAAAACCAACAACAAGACAAGUCAGCGGAUUUGUCAAACAAUUGGAAGAACUUAAAGAAAAACUUUUCGCCAGAAAAUUCCGUGUACGCUCAAAACUUACAAAAGAGUGUGUUAAAAAGAUUAGAGCUGGAAGAAAAUAUGGAGUCGUUGGAUACAGGCUUUGUGAUGGGACUCUACACAUUUUUUAUAGUAAUCAGAAUCCAAAUCUCAGAAACAAACUCCAAAAAGCAAUAGAAACGCAUUUUCAAGGAGAGAUAGAAUUUCAGUUGCUAAAAGAAGCAUUAAAUCCUCAGUGUGUGAUCAAAUGUGGAGGUGAAAUUGUAAAUGAAGAAAAAAAGAUUCAAGGCAGUUUAGGAAUGUUUGGAGAAAUUUCAAGUACACAAAACCUCGAUGACACUUUGUCAAACGUUGUAGCCAUUACAUCCGGUCAUCUUUUCAAAGAAGGGGAUAUUGCAAAAGUCCAACAUCUCCAGGUUCUUAAAACCAUUGGCCGCUGCAUUUGGCCGAAUGAAAAUGUGUAUGAAAUGGGAAGAUCAGUUGAUAACGUGCAUGAUGUCUCCAUUAUAUCAGUACAUAAAUCAGUACUUGGAUUGUUACUGAAAACUAUUGAAGGAUUAAACGAAAGUAUUCAUGUUUAUGAACAACCUCUUUCAACACUAACCGACAGAAUGGUAUUUAAGUAUGGUGCGACUACAUCAAAAACAGAGGGAUUCGUCCAAAAAGUAAGCGACUUUGAAUUAUUUGGUGGCGAGGUUAUGGUAAUCUUGCCACAUAUUGCUUUUGAACAAUUUUCCGACAAAGGAGACAGUGGAUCUAUCAUUUUGACGAGAGUUGGAGACAAUCUGUACGCAGUUGGUAUUAUAUAUGGCGGGGAGUUGAUGCUUCUGAACGCGGAAUGCUUCAGUGCAAAAAAAGAAACAAUCGCAGCUAGCCUUCGAGUGGCUCUUGAUCGUUUCAAUAAGGCAACUACAAAAUCUAUCACAUUCGACAAAAUAUAGUGUGGCUUGAAAAUUUAUCAAGACAUUUAAUCAGGUAUACCCGUCAUGAACUAUUUAUUUACCAGAUGACAAAUUUUUCUGUCGACAUGCGUUAUAUGCCGACAACAGGUAGUAUAAGAAGAACAACGCAUCAAAUGAAAACUAACAUUUUCUAUCAACGAUAUCUUAAUUGAAUGGAAACUGUGUAACAACCCAAAAUCAUUAACAUUGAAAUAAAGCUUUAUUAGAGUACACAUAUGUGCAUGAUAUUCCAGUACCGGCUCAUGCCAUUUUGCCCUGAAAAUCAUUAUCUUUUCCAAAUCAUUUUUUUUUUUAAAUCUCGCACCUAUAGAUUUUUCUCCUUAAGUCUGUUUGAGAAUAAUUUGUUUGUUUUUUUACGCCACCAAUUAUAAGUAAAACGCCACGAAUUCAGACCUUAUUCUUGGUCCUACUGGUCAUCCAAACAUUUAACAGUCUCGUAUGAGGACCUUCUUGUCGUGUUAUUCGAAUUGGCGACGUACGGGUCUACUCCUUACUCAGCUAUUUUACAAGUGUAACCGUCUUAACUCUGUACCGUGUGUGAGUCCACAUCUAAUAAAGAUUAAAGAUACACACAACACUUUGAAAUCUCCUCCUGAAACCUGUGGUUUUUCCCUUACACUAAAAUAUGAAAUUAAAAUUCAAACACUGUUUUCUUUUUUUCCUAUUGUGAUUGUACCCGUAAAGACAGAUUAUUGUGCUCAACUUUAUAGUAUUAACUCAAAGAUCAAAAUUAACUUGCCUACGAAUGUUCAAAAAAGCAUGUUUGAAAAUUUUGAAAACUUUUUUCCCCAAGAAAAUUGUAUUGUACAUCAAAAUUACCAACAUUUCUAUUUACAGAUGAAGAUAAAGAAUUCGAUUAUUCUGAAAACCGUUUGUUGAUUAAUGGGAUUCAUCCAUGCACAUAUUUUUACAUGCUGAAAAUUUCUAUUCAUUCAUUUUUUUUCCUUAUCCCAUUAGUUUUUAGUGUGCAACUUUUUGCUAUUAACUUUUAAAUAAAGUUUAACUUAUAUACAGCUUUUUCAAAUUAUGUUUCAAAAUAUCGAUUUUUUUCUCUUUUUCCUCUCUCAAUGGUAUGUAUCUUGCGAUUGGGGAUGUCUACUCUUCCUAGGCACUUAACUAAUCCCAUCAGUGGAAUUCCCAGGGGUCAGUGUUCAUGCCCUGAUCUGGAAAUUUGAAUUGUUUGUAUUUUUGAUGUGAUCGUUCAGUGUUGAUUAUCUUUACCUUUUUCAAUGCAGCUAUGUUUAUGACAAUUCUAUAUACAGAUACAGUAUUUUUCUUACUUUAUUCUAACUUUGCAAAUUUUUAAUCAACUUUGCCUUAAAAAUUUUUUCACUUAAUUCUAUAUUAUACAUAUUAUCAUAUAUUAGUACAUAUCGUUAUA